Messenger RNA from Colletotrichum karsti, 1755 nucleotides. Its product is annotated as carboxylesterase. NCBI's taxonomy places the organism in Eukaryota, Fungi, Ascomycota, Sordariomycetes, Glomerellales, Glomerellaceae. Bases 1 to 1755 code for a protein of 584 amino acids. The record is from RefSeq and is a predicted model, not a curated record. The transcript has 5 exons.
AUGCAGUUCCGAACUUCUCACGCCCUGGCCGCGCUUUCGGCGCUGGGAAACCUCGUUAUUCAGGAUAGCUACGCGUUCCCAAGCAGCGCAAUCGUAGAGACGGAGAACGGCGCCGUGAGCGGUUUCGCAGAUACGUCAGCGCCUUCGGUCACGCAAUUCCUAGGCAUUCCGUACGGAGAACCGCCUGUUGGUUCUCAGCGAUGGCUUCCUGCGCAGCCCAAGAAGGCAUUUGGUAGCUUGAAGGCAACUGCCCGGCGUCCGUCUUGCCCUCAGACCGAUCCUCCGACUCUUGGAGGUGCUUGGGCCCCCGAGUUUCUCAUCAAGCCGAACACCACUAGUGAAGACUGCCUUUACCUCAAUGUCUGGGCUCCUUCAAACUCUCAGCAAGAGAGCAGUGGGCUUCUUCCGGUGGUUGUUUGGAUCCAUGGCGGAGGUUUCGGUGCGGGUAGUAACGACAUAGCGUACCAAACUCCUACGCAAUGGGUCGAGAGAAGCCAGAGGCAUAUUGUUGUCGGCAUCAAUUAUCGCCUCGGUCUCUUCGGCUUCCCCAACGCAGCAGGACUUGACCCAAAAGAACAAAACCUUGGGCUUUUAGACCAGCGCCUAGCGGUUGAGUGGGUUAGAGACAAUAUUGCUCGAUUUGGGGGUGAUCCGAAGCGGGUCGUUCUCUGGGGUCAGAGUGCUGGUGCCGCAUCUGUUUCAUACUACCAGUACGCAUAUUCUGAAGACCCCGUCGCUAUCGGCUUCAUCAAGAAUUCGGGCUCUCCGUUCAUUCCGAUUGGGACUGCCGAUACAACCCACUCUAGCUUCUCUUCACUUGCGGCCGCGUUUGGAUGCCAGGGUGCAGACGAGCUUGACUGUUUGCGAAAUGUUCCCUUCCGCGAUCUUCAGAAGUACCUCGACCGAGCUGGAAAUCUGACUUUCAACGUUGUUGUUGAUGAGAGAACCAAGUUCUCAGACUACGCAGAACGAACACUCGAUGGCAAGGUCGCUAAGGGGCCUGCAAUCGUCGGCUCAACUCGUGACGAGUGGAACUUCAACUCCAACUCGCCACCUCCUCCAAGCGAUGGAAGCGACGUUCAUGCCGACAACCUUUUCGGAUGUCCUGCUCACUACGAGACUGGUCUGCGAAACAUUGCCGGUCUGAAGUCCUAUCGCUACAUGUACUCAAGCAACUUCAGCAACAUCAUGCCCGGCGGCCAGGGAGCGUUUCACUCCGCAGAGCUGCCACUCAUAUUUGGAACUCAUGACAUCGCUCGCGAGAACUCAACUCAGUUUGAGUACGAUGUUAGUCAUGAAAUGCAGGACUUGUGGCUUGCCUUCGUUCAAGACCCUGUGGAUGGACUAACCGACAGCGGCUGGGACGCGACGCCACUGGGAGGGCUCAACACGACCCAAACUGGCAUUGACAUUGACAAAGACACGCAUCCGAGAAUCACAAGCCAGCUUCAAAACCAGAUGAACAUGAACAACAAGAAGAUACCCGAAACGAUCCCAAAUUCAAAAGACAUCACAAACAACACCACUGAAGCCACACAGCCCCUGAGCCCAGAGGACAAGGCCAGAAAGUGGAUUCUUUUUUACGACAUCCUCGUGCAACAUGUGCCGAAGCACUUACAUGUAAUGUGCUGCCGAAUCAUGCUCGAUCUUGCUCCCGAGUUUGGCAUGGAACCAGAAGUAAAUAAGAGUGAAAGCAUCACGGAGAGUGAAAUGGAGGCGGUGGAGGUAGAAAAGCCAGAAAAUCCGGAUGACUAG